Messenger RNA from Thalassophryne amazonica, 2534 nucleotides. RefSeq names its product zinc finger protein GLIS1 (gene glis1a). The coding region runs from base 154 to 1959 and encodes 601 amino acids. The transcript is spliced from 8 exons. Lineage: Eukaryota; Metazoa; Chordata; Actinopteri; Batrachoidiformes; Batrachoididae. The record is from RefSeq and is a predicted model, not a curated record. Gene Ontology annotation, biological process: regulation of transcription by RNA polymerase II. Gene Ontology annotation, cellular component: nucleus. Gene Ontology annotation, molecular function: RNA polymerase II cis-regulatory region sequence-specific DNA binding; DNA-binding transcription factor activity, RNA polymerase II-specific.
ACACAAAUAAACCUCAUUGAUUCAAACUGUCUUCUGAGUGCAGAAAGAUGGCAAGAGGUCUUCUAUCGACAGGAGGUCACUCUUAGAUAAUCAUCACUGAACAGUACCCGUGAAGGAAGGUCUUUUGGACAAAGCCGUGGACCAGGGGCCAGGAUGUGGCCUCCUGACCUCGGCCCGGCAGACGUCCAGCUCACUCUUCCUGAAUUUGGGAGCGUGUUUGAAGAUGCUGAGGACCUCCAGGCACCACUUUUGUCUGGUGGAUUUUGUCAACCAGUGUCAUACGUCCAUUCCACUGGUGUGGCCGUGUCCUGUCUGCCAGGGACAUCCUUGUCCUUAUCCUCUUUGGGACGCAACCUCACAUCCCUCCUUGGAUCCUCCUGUAGGACUGAUGGAUCUCAUAUGAUCACAAUGCACACAGAUCCUAAAAACACCUCCCAGAGGUUAAGCUGUUACCCACAACCCUCACUUCCUUUUUCUUACAUGCUAACCACCAGUGCUACAUCUCUACCUUCAUGCUCCAUCUCCUCUCCUUCUUCCUCUCCUUCUUCCUCUUCACCUGGAUUUUUAACAUCUUCCAUCCCUCUUUUUGAUGGAGUUGCAGCUCAGACACCAGUCAACGAGUCUUCUCAGCACAAAGAACAUCACACAGUCAAACAAGAGCCAGGCGAUGAAUUCUUGCCCUGUAGGAGGGAGCGCUUUCAAAUGAGCAACCAGCAGAGGGAGCUGUUUGAAUUGCACCAGGGAAAUAAGGAAGAAAACAACACUCUACAUUCCCCGGGGGUUAAUCAACCCAACCGACCGGACUCCACAGGGGACCAACAGGGACAACUGUGUCACUGGAUCGACUGCAGUGCCACGUACAGCAGCCAGGAGGAGCUGGUGAGACACAUUGAGAAGGUGCAUAUCGACCAGCGCAAAGGGGAGGAGUUUGCCUGCUUUUGGGCUGGAUGUAUUCGGCGCUAUAAGCCCUUCAAUGCUCGCUACAAGCUGCUCAUCCACAUGAGGGUGCAUUCGGGAGAAAAGCCAAAUAAAUGCAUGUUUGAAGGUUGUUCAAAGGCGUUCUCACGUCUGGAGAACCUGAAGAUCCACUUGAGGAGCCACACCGGAGAAAAGCCAUAUAUCUGCCAGCACCCCGGCUGCGUCAAAGCUUUCAGCAACUCCAGCGACCGCGCCAAACACCAGCGCACGCACCUGGACACGAAGCCGUACGCCUGUCAGAUCCCGGGAUGCACCAAGCGCUACACCGACCCCAGCUCGCUACGCAAACACGUCAAAGCUCACUCAGCCAAAGGCCUUCAGGAGAGGGAGGUGAAGGUCCGUGUUCACUCUCUACUGGAAGCUGAUGUGUUGAGCAAUUGCCUGGCAAAGCAACAUCUCCACAGUUCUGCUGCCUCCUGCCAAGGAAGCAGCUCGCCUUUACGAGGCUUGGAUGACUUCACAGGUGUUUGCUCAGACGGCGGUGUGGUCCAAAACCAGGAGAACUCUGAGUAUCUGGCUCCACCAGCAGAUUCUGGCUGCCGGUAUCCAGUUUUGGAGGGAACUUUUGAUGUCAACAGUCCAAUAUCUUCAUUAUCAAGCGGAGAAACCAUGAGAGAAGUGAACCAAGUGAUGUCGUCGUUGGUGUCGGCAGACGUCAGUCCGGUGGCUUCUUUGGCAGACGUCAGGCUGCAGGAUUACCACAAAGCCUACAGCCAGCAGCAGCAGCUGGUGUCGCAGCAACAAGGCUGCCUGUACGACGGAGGAAAAGACACUCAGCCGGGCGGUGAUGGCGGCUUUGAGCCCUGCAGUUAUUUCACAAACCCGUCUGCGUCUCAUUCUGCAGGGUUUGACUUGUUGCAGGAUCUGCAGGGUCAGGCCGGAGGCGGCUGCUCUCCGUGUCCGGAUGAAAGCUUCCUCUUCCAGGCGGGAGGUGUGGACCGCUGUCUCAGUCAGAUCUACUCCAUCUACCUGGACUCCUGAUGCCAAACCAGGAACAUAUGGCCUCCUGUGAUGCCGACUGGGCAACUUAAGGUGGCGCUGUUUCAUUGUCAUAGCUUUGGCCUUUCUUACCUCUGGCAAAGGAAACAAGUGAACGUACAGAUGCACGUGUAAGGACGUUUUCCUGGAGGUGGCGCUGACAGCCAGCCUGCAGACUGAACGGUGGCAGUAGCAGUGACUUUUAUUCCGAUGAUCCCACUUGGAUCUGGAUAAGACGAGCUACAGCGCUCUAUUUCUGUUUUUCAUCCCUGGUGGCAGUGGUGUUAUUUUUGCCUCUGCAGCAGCUCAAACUCCAGGAAACCUGGAUAUUUCUAUCUGCAAAAGGCUAUUUAAAGACAUUGUUAAAGUGCAUUUUAAUGUCAGAUCAGCGUGUGUGUGUGUGUGUGUGUGUGUGUGUGUGUGUGUGUGUGUGUGUGUGUGUGUGUGUGUGUGUGUGUGUGUGUGUGUGUGUGUGUGUGUGUGUGUGUGUGUGUGUGUGUGUGUGUGUGUUGUGCAUUUGUUUUCAUGACAAUACAGGACAUUUUUAUGAUAACACACCUUCAAUAUUAGGACACUGA